Molecule: messenger RNA, 10996 nt
Organism: Syngnathus acus (greater pipefish)
Lineage: Eukaryota; Metazoa; Chordata; Actinopteri; Syngnathiformes; Syngnathidae
Gene: c15h10orf71
Exons: 4
Coding region: 413-10285 (3290 amino acids)
Biological process (GO): positive regulation of calcineurin-NFAT signaling cascade
Cellular component (GO): Z disc
Source: RefSeq, a predicted model, not a curated record
GCUCCUCUAUUUCUGUUUGUGUCGUGGCUCGAGACUCGCUUCCUUACUUGAGGUCUCCAAGAGGACUUCAUCGAGGACUUGGCUUAGGGGGUGAAGACAGUGCGGACAGAGAGGGGAUAAGGUAUUUUUUGGGAGGGGGGGUGGAGGGGGGAGUUUUGACUAACUGGAAGGCCCAAAAUAUGGAAUAUAAAUCUGGAAGGUGCACCAUGGAAACAGAGCUGUAGAGCUUAGAUGUGCUUUAAAUACCUCUGGAUGACUUCCAGGGAAUUUGCUGCAAGGAUUUAUUCAGAUGAAGGACAACUGAGAUGCACAGCUCCUUAGCCGGGACCCUGAACUCAGGAUGAAACAUUUUAUGAGUUGCUGAAUGACCGUUUGAGUGAAUGACUCAACUCACUAUUGGCGAGCCUGCAUCAUGACAUCAGUGGAGAAACGCCGCUCGAGCCGAAAGAAUGGUGGACAUCGAAAGCAAAGCGACGGAGGUUUCAGUGACACCUCAAGCGGUGGAUCCUUUCUGGAUGAGACCGACCGUGAAGUCCGUAGUCUCACCGAUAAAGCCUUCAGGAGUCUCUGCAUUGGAGAAGAGGCCGUUUAUAAUGACUCGGACUUGGGUCCCUCCUCACCUUGUGUCCAGAGAGACAGACAGCAGGCCUUCAGGCAGAGUGGGCCGGAGAAUGAGAAUGGCGACAGGGAGGAGCUUAAAAGAGCAGCUCAUGAAAGCUUCAGCCUGAUGGUACAGCAGUUGGAACAUGAUUUGAUCUAUGACGGAAUGUAUGGGGCAGAGAUGAACAGAAAUCCACAGUGGGAUGUUUGUGGAGAUAGAACACAAGGGAGGGUUUCUGCCACAUUCCAACAGCCUUUAAUGGAAAUGACCCAGGAGGAUAGAUCUCUUGAAGAAGACCCACUUAGCUACUUUACCAACGGAGCCACAGAUUUGAGUUUGCAGCAUCGAAGAAGCCGUUCUAGAGUUUCUUCACUCAUCAGAGCAUUUAACUGUGAGGAUGGAGCAGUAAUGGAGGAUCAACUCAGAGAAUGGAAUGAUGAGGCACGCUGGAAUAGACCAGAUAUGAUGACCAUGCCUUCAGCAUAUCAGCAACAUUUUACCAAUGGUCAUUUCGCCAUGGUUGGCCAAUUCUCAUCCCAGGACACCAACCUUUUCUCGACUGAAGCAGCUGCAAUGUCUCACAUGAACGCUGCCUCCUCUUUUAUGGGAUUGUCUCACAAUAACCAUAAUAUGAUGACACAAGUGGACUGUAACACCAACUUCUUCAUACACAGCGAAUUCAGUCCCUUCAGAAUAUGGCGAGACCAUAACAGGUUCCAACAAGAUGAAGUCUCAAGGUAUAUGCACAGUUCAGAGUUCCCAAAGUGGGACCAGACACCCAUGUACAAGGAGCUUUCACUGGAACCCCAAAUGAAUGGUUCUCCUAUGUUUCGAAAGAGGGGUGGAAAACACCACAGGACUAUGAUGGCCUCUGCGGUUCCCAACCAUCCUCAACAAUCCAUUUCAACAUCCACAAGGUUACAGAAAGCAUCUGCCUUGGAGAAGCGCUGUGAAUCUGAGCAGGCGGUCCAUUAUCCUCACAGGAUGAGGACACGGAGUCUAGGAACAAACAGACUUCCAUCCCAACGGCCAUUAACAGCAUCGCCCACUGGAGAGAUGUCUCAUAAUGUUCAGGAAACACUCAGCUCUGUUGAGGCCCUACAUCAACAGAUUAAAAUAAUGACGGAGCAAAAUAACAAUCCGAGGUUGACAACUAAUAGACAUGGACCUCUUCAUAGUGAUGACACUCUAUUUGGGGUCACCAUGGAGCGAAACGCUGCAAGCCAGAACACCAGUAGCCUCUCCAAUGUUGGCCAGCUACCUUUGCCACUGGUUCCCAUGUCCCAAGCAGAGCCACCAGAUAGUAGACAGGAUGUAGGUUCUCCUCACAUUGUGGAACAUCCACCAGUAUGUGCCGAAAGUAGGGGAGCCACACCUGAUGCAAGGAUGUCAAACUAUAAAUCCAGAGCCAGCAGCCUCCUCUUCAAUCUCAAAGACAACAGAAAGAGAGUGAAAAGUACAUACAGUCCUACCAAAUUUAAAGGCUGCGAAACAACUGAAAAAAGCAGAGAACCUCUUCUGUGGGAAUCCAAAGACACUGUGAUUGAUAUACCUGAGUGUCUACAAGCAGACAUUCAGGAAUCUAGCUGGACUGACGGAGCCUCACAUCAAUAUAUUCAACCCUAUCACAGCCCCAGGCUUUUUUCUCCUGGAUCAACUUCUCAGUCCAAUACAGGGCAAGUUUCAGACUAUAAGAUGGCUCAGAGACAAGAUGAAACAGUCCAUCAGUCUGGGCACAUACCUGAAAAUUACACCAGAAAUCAUUUCAGUGAAGACCUGGCAUUAUUUUCUCCCUAUAAGCAGGACAUGGCGGACAUUCGGGUGGGAGCGGAGGCAUACACACACAAAUCGUCUUUCAAUACCACAGACAUGAAUUGGCAAAUGGGUGAAAGCAGUCAAAUAUCUAGGGAAGGUGCCUAUUUGAAAGAACGAGAUGUGAGGCAUUCUGCUGAGGUGGCUCAACAAAAUCAGAACAAACACAAUUAUAACAAUGUUUCAAAGGAAAGGAGGCGAUCUCCAAAUACCCCAAACCAAUUGGCUCUGAAAGCAGUUGCAGCUCCAUGGAAACAAGACACUUCACCUUUUAAAGAAAAACACCAACAUGCUCAGGCAAACCAACAAGCUGUCCCUGUAAAGCAUAUCAGUCCACCAAGAAACGAUCACAGAAGAGAAAGUCAGCAGGACACAAAUAAGGAAGCUAAGAGAAAACCAGAGUGUAAUAUUCCUGUUAAAGAUCCAGACUUUUGUGAAAAAGACACAAAAGAGGAUUAUUUACGACAGAACAAUCAUGGAAAUGGACAUAAAGAACCUGACAAAACUAUGCAAAAUCAAGAAACAAGUCAGAGAAAAGUAUAUCCACAAAUAUUAAAGGAAGAAAAGCCAAAAGCAGCUGAGCAACAGAACACAUCAAACAGCCAAAACAUCUCAUUAUCAGCCAGCGGGAGGACAGAAAGGGUCCACCAAGUAAAGGGUGGGCAAUUGAUGGAGGUCAUGGCUGGGCAAAAUACACCUAAAGGAAUACAGUCAGAGCAAAGACAAUCUAAAAUUCAGCAGUGGGAUCAUUUGCAUCCCAAAGACACGUCUGCUUUGUGGCAGACUGGUUCGGUUGAAGCAGAACCAGCGCAACCAGAAAAGACUAUUGAAACAACAGGGGUUAAGGUCAAGUCAGGACAAGAUGAAGCAAAAGAGCAAAGAAACAAGCAGAUAAAAGGAAAACAAAAAGACAGAACCAAUGAGAAACCAACAAGAGCUCCAACUCAAGUUGGAGAUAGUAAAGGAGAAAGCAAUUAUGUAAACGCAAAAGCUGAAGAGAUGAGAGGUGUGCAGAGUGAACGAGUCCAAGCAGAGCAAGCUGACUUGGAGGAACUUAAGGCAAACAGAGACCAGGACGAAACCGUCCCAAAGCAAGUCAACAAGGAAGAAGCUCAACUACAGGCUAAAGCAGAAGACAAAAUGGAAGCGCGCAGUGGAAAGGACAAGCAAAACGAAAAGAAAGCUGAGAGAGAAUCAAAAGUCAAUGCUCAACCUAAAGAAGAAAUACAUGAAGCCAAAGAGAAAAAUUAUUUUGCCAGAAAAGCAGAACUGGCUAAGAUGGAGCUAACAAACAUGGAGCUGGCAAAAGUAGUCCUCGUGAAACACCAACACAGAAAGCAAAGAUCAUCAAAGCCCACGGCAAUCCUAACAAUGCAGCAUCACGUCAAGAGUGAGCCCAAUAAAAUUGACCGUGUAAAGGUUGAGUUAGCCAAAGCUAAAGCUGAGCUCGCAAAAAUAAAGGAGAAAACGAAGGGAGAGCAAAGUCUGAGAGAGAAAUAUGGCUUUAGUGAUUCACUUCCACCCAAAAUGACACCAGGGUCAAACAUUUCUUCAAAAGAUGGCAACGUAACUCCAUCAGCUGUGUCACUUGAUGUUGCAGAAGUUAAUACCAACAAAUCAAAUGGUGACAACACCACAGUCAGUCGUGAACCCAAUAAGGACAAAGUCACCUCUAAUAAAGGUAAUGAGAAUCUUUAUACCUACAGCGAGUCAUCCAAAGAAUUUAAAUUAUCUCAGGAAGACUAUUUACCUUCUUGUGUAGAUAAAAGAGCAACUGGUGACGCAGUUUCGGAUAUUGGAAAGGAAGACAAAGUUAAAAAAUUGGAAUCAUUUUAUCCCGACUUCUAUUCUUCUGCUUCAGAACAUUCAGAGUCAGCUCGAAAUCCUGAAAGGAAACACAAAUCUGAGCGUCUGAAAGCAAUGCCCCAUAAAGAGAAAGCUCAGACAAAACAGGAGAUUCUUACUUCCAAAGUAAAGGCUCAUGCUGAGAAAGAGAUUUCAGCUCUGAUGGAAGGUUUUGCUUCACGGGAAGUCUUCACAUCUAAAAACACCACCAAACCACUACCAGCUAGUCAGAAUCUUCAUUUGAAGCAUAAACCUCCAUCGCAUGAAGUGCUCAGAGACCAUGGAAUCUCAACAUCCAGUAAUAAUGCCACUAAACAUCAGACGGAAGCAUUAGGAAUGGAGGACAAAGCUCUUCCCAGCUUUGAAGGAAUCAGCAAUCAAACUGUCAAUCACCUGCAACAGCUACUUCCCACAGAGCCUAUGAAGAGCAAUGACCCCACUCCAGAAAUUGCACCCACAGAGAUGAAAAUGACACCUGGCUAUUCUGCGAGCACAGAGAAGCAAGCAGAUCAUCAUGAAAUCAGGUCACCAAUACAAAAUAAGGAUCAGGAAUCAAAGUACAGUAAAGAACAAACAGCAGUAGAACCUGAUGAAAACUCAGAAAAACUAGAAUCGGAAUCACUCAUUUUCAAACCAGAUCCACCCGUCAACAACAUGAAGUCACAGCAAGAUGCAAGCGAAGAGGGCGCAGUUCAGAAAGACUUUGUCUUUGGACAGAUUAAGAGCUCAGGGGCAGAGGACAAUUUAAAGAUGAUGGGAAUAAUCGUGACUGAGAAAUUGGACAAUCAAGAAGGUAGUGGUGAGCCUGACACGUCCUUCCUCAAUUCAAGUACAGAAACGAGUCAGAAGAGUGAAUGUUUGAUACAUAUCAACUCAGGACACGCAAAGGAAACUCUUCCCACAGAAAAUAAAACUCAAAAUGAAGUUGGUAUGAAUGUUCAUCAUGAAGAAACCAUAAAGAAAAGCGGCACUGAAAAUGUGACUAAGGAAAUGGCCUCUCCCUUGCAGCAGUAUUCCCACAUCAAUGCAGGACCCCAAAGCAAAAUACAAGUCGAAGGACCCAUGCCUGGAAAAGCUGUAACCCCCACACUCAGUUCUAUAAAUAAAGCAGCAGCCGAAACUCAACUCCAGGACGUAACGACAUUAGAAAUGGCAGGAUGCACACUCGAAACCUUUGACACAGCAAAGAACUGCCGCAAAGAUCAAGACGAAAUUAAAACCAAAGAAUUGACUUCACAAUUAAAGCACGUCACAGACAAAUUAAUAAACACAGGACUCGACUCGAACCAGGAUUCCAAUAAGGCUGCUGCAGAAACUCAAUCUCUCACACCGUCACUGGAAAAGGAUAGCGCACCUGACAUAAAUCCAUCUAAAAUCAGCCACAUAGAAAAUGAAAGUGCACCUCUACUGGAAGAAAAUAGAAAUGACAAUACCACUCCCCAAUUAAUUAAGACUGAAAGCAUGAAUGAAUCUUCAAAACACAAAGAGUCAAACGUGGGAAUUAUGAAUCAGCUUGAACAUGUUCACAUAGACAACAUUGUCAUCAGCGUCAUACCAGCAGCAGUCAAGACUGACAAUGUGGAGAAACAUCAGAGUACAACUGGCUCUGAUGUGGCUGCAGUUGAGGAACAUCAACAUCAAGCAUCAGCGAGUGCGGGUGAAAACAUGAGCACAUCAAUCCAAAAUCAGGAAACUACUUCAAAAGACUGUGACGAGCCAAAGAAAGAGAAGUUGGAAGACAAACUGAGUGUACAAGAUGUUUUAGCGAGUGUAAGAAAAUUGGCUGACUCAAUAAAAAACACAGACCGAAACUCUCGCAUGAAUACAAGAGAAGACAUAGCACUUGCUCCACAAGCCACUGAGGGAGACUACUUCCAAGUUCAAGGAAUACCUGGAAUAUCAUUUAGAGAUAAUAGCACACACACAGAUGUGUCAGAUGUUUCAAAAGCAUUGGAACAUUCCGACCAAGCUCAGAAUAAGUCAGCAUCUUCCACAGUAAGUGUUGAAAACGAGAGCAUGCGUAAACACACAAGGGUUGCAGCAGAUAAGAACUCUUUGCCACAUAGUGAUUGUCCCACAGAGGUACAAAACUCUGAAAAGAUGGCGACUGCCAAAACGGUGGAUGUGAGAAAGCAACAGUCGGAUUUGAGAUCCAGUUUAUCAGUAAGGGAAAGACAUAACUCAAGAAUUUCACAGCCAACAAGGGAAGAGCCAGAAGUGAAAGCAAAACCAAAGAACAGAGCGUCGACAAUUCCGGAGAUAUCAGCCCUUGCAGACUAUGCUAGAUUAAAAGUCAUUGUUCCAGAAGACAGCGAAAAUAAAAUUCAGGAAUUCCCUCCUCACAAGAAAGAAGGAUUCUUUCCACUGAUACAAUCUCGUCAUAGCAGACGCCCAGUAUUCACUGCUGAGCCACAAGAGACGAAAGACAAAAGUGAGCCAAAAAAGACAGAGAUUAACACCAAAGUCAGCAAAGAGCCCAGACCGGUUGUGUUUCCCAUAACUGAGAAAGAGCAUCAGCGGACAGGUAUGUUCAAACUGGGAGAGAAGGACAGACGAGAGAAAACCACUUCUGAUGUCAAAGACCAUGAAAGAGUUUUGGAAAAUCAGCUACCACAGUUCACACAGAGAAAAACAACGAAAGAUCAAGUUAAAAGUGAGGUCAACAGGGAAGAGGUCCAAAAGGUUGAGGGACAAAUAGUUAGUCAUCAAAGAAAUAAUCAAAUGCAAGCUUCAAGCCACUCUUCCUCAAUUAAUAAAGCAAGAGAAGGUCAUCAGUCACAACCACAGAAACUAAUUGAUACCCCAAAUCCUAAUGAAAAAAUGUCAGACUUGACCUCAAGUGAUAGUUUGGUGCUCAGGAAUAAAGGCUCUUCCACAAAAUCCAAUGUGGAGACAAAUUUUCAAGAGAGAGCUUCAAGAAUUAGAAAUGUUAUAAAUGAAGACACAACACGAGAAAGAAAAUCAGAACAAUCAAGAAAAGAAAAGCUUGACACUUAUCAAGAAGAGACAAAAGACAAAAGACUGGCGCGAGCACAACUACAGCAACAAGAAGAAGCUUCCAAGAGAAGGGAAGCUGUAAUUGCAGAAGAUAUAAAAAAAAAGAUAGAGGAGAGGCGAGCUCUCAUAUCAGAAGAAAGAAAACGAGCACAAAGAGAAGCAGCAUAUUGGGAAAAACUCAAAGAAGCACAAAGGAUGGAGGAGGGAAAAAAGGGAAAACAAACAGAAGGCAGGAGAACAAAUCCAGGAAAGGAUGAAAAAAGGAACAUACAAGAAGGUGAAAACACACUAAGAGCCCAAGAGGAAAAGCAAGGAAACAUCUCAGGUGGGCAGAGGAACAGACUGGAACAAACACAGGCAGAGAGAACUCCUCAAGAUGAAGAGCAGAUAAGAGCCGUGCUCAUAGAGGAACAACGUCUAGCCAAGAGGAUUGAGGAAAGGAGACUUGCGGAGCAGGCGAGGAUCAAAAAGAUUCAAGAGCGCCUGAGAGAUGAGCAGAGGAGAGAAAAGCAAAAAAGAGCCGAACAGAUGACAACUGACGAAAAGCCGAACACCAGUGCCAACAUGAGAGAGGAGCAGUUGUCCAAAGUUGAGAGGGUGAGUGCACCUGAAGAGCAGAUAAGAGAUGAUGAUGUCAUGGCUAAAAUGGAAGAAGAAUAUUUAACAGCUCAAAGUGAGAUAUUCUCGACCGGUGAGGAGCAGAAACGUGCAUCGCGGUUGAUGGAUGCUCUUCAGUACUACACCAUCACCACUACAGAUAAGAAACCCAAAGAAGGACAAACAGACACCCCGCUACCCCUCCAACAAAAACAACAGACCUCUGUGCCCGCAGAAGAAUCUGGAUCACACAGAAGGUUACCCAGGCCACAUGCUCCACCAUCUCCUGCUCCUUCUCUUCCACGCUCCAAUACUUCCUCCCCAGCACUUGGAGGCAAACCCUUGAUGUUCAGAGUGAAGGAUAACACCAGAGGUUCUUCUUUCACUAAAUCAGUUAAACCACGCUUUCAUAAGAACUUUACAGAAGAGUCCAGAGCGAAUUCACCAAUAGAAGGAAGACCAGAGAGAAGAGAGGAUGAUCUUGAGGUACUGAGGCGUAACACCGGCACGCCCAUCAACCCUGACGCAGUCAAAGGAUUAAACCGACUUACUCCUAUUAACGAAUCUUCUGUCUCUCAGCCAGCAUCUUCCUCACAAGAUCACUCAGCCCCUCUUGCACAUCACAGGCCCCUCUCCAGGAGAAGCAUCGCUCUGGAUGAUGACGACUCUCGAUCGGUUAUCAGUAACAUGUCUGAGGAUGUACAGAGUUUUGCCACCAGUUCUGCUGACAUAGCAGAUUUGAGAGGACUAUAUGAUUACGAAAGGCCGGUCUCAGCCUGCAGCUUUAGCAGUGAUUUGUCCCGUUUGGGAAAACCUCCAAGUGUUCCCCCAAAGAGUGACAAAGCCUUGCGCAGGGCACAAAGACUGACAACUCGUAGGAUAAAGAAAGAAGUGACGCAAAGCUCAGCAACCAACCCUGCAGAGAAAACACAACAGGAAGCCACCGAUAGGCCUGCUUCUGCCUCCACCGAGGUACGGUCCUUAAACCGCCAUGCCGUGGCUUCUCCGCAUUUUGCUCCUCCUGUCUCCCUCACCCAUGCGCCGACAUCUGGGCCUGGCUUACCCUCCACACACACAGAGAACCUACGCUCACGCCGCGCUUUCCAUGCCUCCCCUCAUACCACGGCCCCCGUCUCCCUCCCUGUCACCUCCCCUCAUGUCACUGCACCAGUUACGUCUCCUUCGCCUGCACCUGUAUUUCACUCUGUCACCACUGCUCAUCCCGCCACCCCCAUCUCCCCACCCAUUAAUGCAUCUGCAAUUUCCUCCCCUCAUUCCAUUGCACCUGGACUCCAUUCAGUUCCAUUUCCUCAUGCCGCCACCCCUGUGUCCCUGCAUGCUGCCUCCACUCAUGUAACCUCACCCACAUCACAUCAUCUGGCCUCACCUCAUUCCACUGCAUCCCCUCACACCUCUGCCACGUCAUCCCAGCCAGUAGCCGCUCUUCAUACCACGGCUUCCGUGACUCAUUCAGCUGCCUCUCAUGUCCUGGCCCCUGUAAACAAUCCAUCCGCCACUCUUCAUGUCACCGCUUCUCUCGCCAACCCAUUCCCUUACAUGCCUGCCUUUGUCUCCCAUCCUGUUGCCAGCCCUCAUGUCACUGCCCCCAUGUCACUCCCAGUGUCCUCCCCUCAUGCUUCUGCCCAGAUUACCCACAUUGCUGCUCCAAAGACAGUUCAACAUGUUCCUUCUUCUCCCACUGUCCAUUAUGCUACCCACUCAGCUCCAGUGACACAGUACCAUGUAGACUCAAGCUAUCCCCAGUCCUUUCCCCUGACCCAGCGCAAGGUGUUGCAAGACCCUGGCUCUGGCCAAUAUUUUCUUGUAGAUGCACCCGUCGAGGUGAAAAUGAAGACUUUCUUUGAUCCGGAGACGGGAAAGUACGUUCAACUCAAUGUCCGUGAGUCUGGCCAGAACAUCUUUCAACCUCAUCUCCAGCCUGUGUUGACCCAGCCAAUAUUCCCUCAGGUGAAUAUACCCCAACUGCAGCUCAAGCCUGAGCUUCUCUCUCAUAGUUCGCCGGCUGACAUGCCUUUUAGACUUUAUAAAGGCUUCCAAGCUUAUCCACAAGUUUACAAACCCCAAGGUAUUGCCUCUAUGCUUUCCCACAGGCCAUCCUCAGGCGUUUCAGUCCACGAGGAACCCUAUUUAAAAAAUAACUGCAACACAAAUCAAUCCAAUGAAAUUGGUCGCAAAUCCGAAGGUCAACAUUACAUCCCUGAGCAAACGCCGUACAUGGAUACUGUUAAUGACACAAACAAAAUACAAAACACUGUUUACAGCAUGCAAGGAUCCUUCCCAGAGUGUGACGCAAACAACCACCUUGCAGGAAGCCUUUGUGAAAAUGAUAACUCAGCACACCCAAGGUGUCAGCCACGCGAUAUAAUAUCUAUGAGUGAACUGGAUGACUUUAUGGAGAUGACCGACUGGUGAGGUAUUGGGGGGGUGAAAAAAAUAAUUGCUUUGGUGUUGUGGUGAGCGUCAGUGUAAACAAUUCAAUAAAGUAGUAUUUUAUUUAUACAGUGAUAUUUUUCAGGUGAAAAAAAAAAACACCUUUUGAUAUUUUCAGUUUGUCUCUCUGAAAUGCUGUUACAUUGCUUAUGCUUAGAUUUAUUGGGAUAAAGCUUGUGCUAGAGUUCACCAUUCCAUUGUCCUUUAUGAAUGUGAGAUGCUAAAGUAGCACUCUAUGUAAACGUUGCCAUAGCACAACUUUUGGUUUGUGAUGCAUGUCUUGUGAUGCCACUGAAGAUCCUACUGAUGUAAAGAAGCACUAUAUGAAGCUGUUGUAAAGUGUCAUACAAAAGUUGCUAUUUAAUUUUGAAAGUUGUGUUUUGCUGUGAAACAAAGCAGUGUGGGAUGUACUAAAGAUACACUCGACUCAACAGAAUAACAAUCAACCAAAUGACUACCUUUCAGAAAUCGCCUGAUUGCUGCAGAUUUCAUUUUGUGACUUGAAAACACAAUAAAUGCAAUAAGAAGAUAUUACUUGUUACCUGUUUUGACAUUUGAAAUGUUUCCUGGGUCUGAAUGACUGAAAUUAAACAUCUUUUCCGCUGAUUGCGUUCAACAAUUAUGAAGGGCUGUUUAGAGUGCAUUGAUAGGUCCUUGGAGAGUUAAUAAACAAAAGAAAUAUUUUGCAGCGUA